Messenger RNA from Camellia sinensis, 1174 nucleotides. The record is from RefSeq and is a predicted model, not a curated record. NCBI's taxonomy places the organism in Eukaryota, Viridiplantae, Streptophyta, Magnoliopsida, Ericales, Theaceae.
GAUUUUGGGCUUGGCUUCUGAUGGAUCAGAGAGAGAGGUAACAUGAUAUCAGUCAGGAUCAAGACCCAAAACUGUAUAACUCAAGAAGUCUUUCUACACAGUAGAGAGAGCUUUGGCUGAAAUCUAACAAAACAACAAAAGCAGUUCCCAAGAUUUUUGUAUAAUCUGCAGUGCAGGGAGAAGUAAUGGCAGAAAGAGCAGUGAUCUCAGUUAUUCAAUAUUUGGGACCAUUGUUAGCCGGAGAAGUAGAGUUGUUGAAGGGUGUCCGCAAGGAAAUUAUUAGUAUCAAAGCUGAAUUGGAGCGCAUACACUUUUUCUUAGAAGAUGCAGAAGCAAGAGCAGAAAAGGGAGAUAAAGGCAUGAAAACAUGGGUGAAACAAGGGAAGUUUCUUAUCGGAUAUAAGACGUUAUCGAUGAACACAUUCUCUUGGUCUCGCCAAAACAACCUGGACUAGUUGGUUCCUUGCGUAAGGUUACUCUAAUGAUCACUAAGCUAAAGCCACGACAUGAGAUAGCUUCUCAAAUCCAAGACAUCAAGACUACAAUCCGUGAGAUCCAGGAAGGAGCUGUUUGAUAUGGAUUCAGUACUAGUACUUCCUCAGAACAUAGCAGCACCAGCACGAGCAACAUCACCAAGGACAACAUGUGGCGUGACCCUUGACUAGCUUCCCUUUUCAUAGGGGAUGACGAAGUCGUUGGCAUUGAAUCUCCCAAAUAUGAACUGAUAAGCAGAUUGGUUGACCAAAAUCAAUCACAACGAGCAGUGAUCUUGGUGGUUGGCAUGGGUGGAGUUGGCAAGACCACUCUUGCCAAGAAAGUUUAUGACAGCCAAGAAGUGGUUGCAUGCUUCAAUUGCAAAGCGUGGAUCACUGUCUCUCAAUCAUACAAGCCAGAGGAGCUCCUCAAGACAAUGAUAAAGGAACUAUCAGGAAACGAUGUUCUACCUCUACCUGAUGAGGGAAUUGAUUCACUCAUAGCCAAGCUAAGAGGAUAUUUAUGUGAAAAGAGGUACGUCAUUGUGUUUGAUGAUGUAUGGGCUAUGAAGCACGGAUACUUCAGCAGUCGGGUGAUCAUCACCACACGCAGUGAACAGGUUGCUACAUUUUGCAAAGAAACUUCAAUGGAUCAUGUCCAUGAGCUUGAAGCCCUAUCCCAAGAGAAGGCUUGGAAACUC